Messenger RNA from Monosiga brevicollis MX1, 2402 nucleotides. RefSeq lists its product as uncharacterized. Gene Ontology annotation, cellular component: plasma membrane. NCBI's taxonomy places the organism in Eukaryota, Choanoflagellata, Craspedida, Salpingoecidae. Bases 1 to 2172 code for a protein of 723 amino acids. Gene Ontology annotation, molecular function: oxidoreductase activity. The record is from RefSeq and is a predicted model, not a curated record. The transcript has 11 exons.
AUGCUGGGCAUCAACAUGCUCGUCUUUCUCGCUCCCCUCGGCGUCAUUGCCCUCGGUUCUCUCAUCAUCGAAGUCAGCCAAAAGGCAAAUCGCUGGCAACGUACCUCCAUCGCCGCAAUCAUGGCCUUGCUCUCCGUUUGCUGUGCCAUCAUCACCAUUUUGUCGUGGAUCUAUCUUUUGAAACCCGCCACCGUGUACAAUUAUGAUGACGAUCAGCAAAACGUCCUAGAAAACGACGCCCUGCUUGUUCUUAUUGGCGGUUUUAUCGCCAUGGCCUUUACUCCCUUGACACUCGGUGAGCCGGCUUCUCGGCUUGUUUUGCUUGCCACGCGGCCUGAUUGUCCAACUCAUGACGUUACUUUUUUUUCCUUUCUGUCUCCGCAAAUCCGCGCCCGACAACCAGUCACCGCCUAUCUGGCCACGUACCAUCUCACCUAUCGCCCGGCCACCUUCCGGCCCAAGACCAGCCGCCAGCCCCUGACACGCUCCUCCUUCAAGGAAAACUGGAAGCCCAUCGCCAUGCUCUUCCUGCUCUUUCUUGUUUGGGGAUUUUCCGAUGGCACCUUCAGCGCCGUUUGGAACUAUUCGGCCCACUCCUAUUUUAUGGCCACCUCCUCCUUCGCCGUCAUUGAGACAGAGGUUGACAAUCAAUUCUACUUCAAGGUGUACGAGGACACCCUCGUGUACUUUGCGUUUUUGACUUUUGUGGUCGUGCUGGGCGUCAUCACCCAUUUCAGCCCUCGCAUCCAGCGCACCAUGCAUACACGAUACAAGGUGUAUGCUCCACUGAGCAGCUACCUGCCCUAUGGCGUAACUGUGGGGGAGACUCUGCUCCUGCUUGCCGUGGCCGGUCUGGCUGGGUACUGGCUCUAUUUUUGGCGUUGGGGAUACGAUCGCAUCACAGUGCGUGCCAUCAAGUAUCAUCGCGCACUUGGCGUGAUCGUCUGGACCUUGGUGACAAGUCACAUGAUUCUCUGGAUGAUCAAGUGGUUGCGCGACAGCACCCUGUUGCACAACAUUUUUACCAUUGACGACCUCAAGAUUACUCACGAGAACAUCCACUAUGACAACUUUACGAUUGUGAUGGUGGAGACAGCCUGGUUGCUGAUGACCAUCAUGGUCGGAUUGGCCCUGUGGACUCGUCGCUCCUCCUAUGAGUUGUUUUAUUUUACCCACUACUUUGGUAUCUUCUUUUACAUUGCUGCUCUAGUUCACGCUUGGUCCUUUUGGUACUACACCAUCGGUGGUCUUGUCUUGUGGCUGUACGACCGCUGCAUGCGUAUUGUCUCGGCCUCGGGCCCCGUGGAUCUCAAAAACGCCUACUAUGACAUCGAUGCUGGCGUGGUACGUGUUUCUAUGCCCGCCUCUGACCAGAUCCAGACUCGUGAUGGCCAGCUGUUGACGCACCCUUUGGACACUGGCGUGCUGGGCUCGUAUCUAUCACAGACGGUUUUGCACUGGAACAAGCCCGGCUUUCAACAUCGAGCUGGCCAGUAUGCUUGGAUUUGCGUGCCCUAUGUCUCACAUCUGGAGUGGCACCCUUUCACCAUCAGCUCCCACCCAUCGGCGAGCGAGCAUACGUUUCAUAUCAAAGCCAUGGGCAAGAACACGUGGACAGAACGCUUGGCUCAUGCCGUGGAACGGGACCCGCACAUGAUUACUCUGCGCAUUGAUGGCCCCUACGGUCGCCCAGAAUACUUUGAUCAGUGCUCGAAUUUACUUCUGGUGGCUGGCGGCAUUGGCAUUACGCCAAUUUACGCCAUUCUGUCCGAGCUCAGCGAGCUGUACAACAGCGGUGAAGGUCUCGGCAAGAUCCGCAAGGUCACCCUGGUCUGGUGCAUGCGACAGCCUGCUUUGCGCCAGACAUUUGCGCAGAUGAUCAUGAUGGCAGCCCGCCAAUCAGAGGUGUUUGAUAUCAAGCUUUACUUCACGCGCGGAGACGUUGGCUCUUUUGGCCGUGCCACUGAUGAGGUGGAGGGUUCGGAAAAGAAACAGUUUCUGGACUCGUGCGUGCGCAAGGGCCGACCAGACUUGGACUCCAUUGCGAGCAAACUGCCAUCAGGACGCGACACGAUGUUGAUGGUCUGUGGCCCGCAGCCCAUGAUCAAGGAGUGCUCUGAUAUUGCUUUUGCGUACGACUUUAGCAUGCACCACGAAGUCUUUACUUUUUAGAUCCUCAACACCAUUUCGGUUUGAGAAACGUUAGCAUGCCCUGUCUAAAGCCGUGCCUUGCUGAACACCCAAUAAGGUUAUCCUCGUUGUUGUCGCGUAUUUGCGCCGCUCAUUGUUCUUGUGGGCCUUUUUUUCUUUCUUUUUUUUCUCUUGAGUUUUGUGUGUAUCUGUCAGCUCCGUCUGGAGCGUGUGAGAGAGUUUGUGACCAAGAAUUCAACUCGACCAAGCCA